This is a messenger RNA of Mesorhabditis belari, 1950 nucleotides long. NCBI's taxonomy places the organism in Eukaryota, Metazoa, Nematoda, Chromadorea, Rhabditida, Rhabditidae. The record is from the annotation of a GenBank genome assembly.
AUGGUUUUUCACGAAGACGUGGCCAGAAAGACAAUUCUCAAUGAAAAGUUUUCAAACUUCAAAAAAAGUAUUGUCAGCAUCAUGGGGCCCUCACGAAUGGGAAAAAGCUUCUUUUUGUUGUACUUGAACAAAGAGGCGGAGAGUGAAGAAAUCAGAGGCGCCUUUCAAUCAGGCCAUUCUCGAUGCACAGCGGGGAUCCUGAUAUCCACACAACCGUAUCAGCUGGCAAAUGAUCAAUUGAUUUUCUUUUUGGAUACACAGGGCACUUUUGAUUUGGAAACUGACCGAAAGGUCUCUGUUUGGAUCGCAAGUUUUAGUCUACACUUCUCUGAUAUUCAAAUUGUCAAUUUAAGAGGCAACAUUGGUGGUAAUGAUCUUCAAGAUUUAUAUACUUUUGUUCAGUUCGCAAUGACAUAUCCUGGGGCGAGAUUACCGAAACAACUCAUCUUCCUUAUUCGUGACGCUCCACAAAUUGAUCAAGACAAUAUUUUCUUGGAAAACUUACAGAUGCAAUGUUCAAAUUCCGUGGAAUUAAAAGAAAUUAUGGAUUUUUUGCGAAAAAAGUUUGAAAUCAGCGUCUUUUGUUUGCCAACAGUUUCCGAAAAUAUUCGAAAAGCUUCGGGAUUUGUUGUCAUGGAAGAUUCGGUUGAUUCUGCUUUCUAUCAAAAAAUGAAUGUGGUUAAAGAAAGCAUUGGAAGCGUCUGUAAAAAUAAUUACAACAAACUUCCUGAAGACUUGAUUGAUUUUGGUCAUAAAAUCUGCGCUCAUAUCACUACUGUGGCCCCACAACUUGGCUCAACGGUUGAGAUAAUCAAGCAAGUUUCAAAAGCAAAAGCCGUCAACAAAUCUUUUGAUUUCUUUUUGAAUCUAAUCAAGACACUGAAAGCCGAGAACUUCGCAGAUCGCGAGAUCAAGAUUGAAAACGAAACCAUCAAUCACCUUCUCUCGUUUAAUUUAAAACCAGAAGAUCUAGAGGAAGCAAAAGCUACAUUGAUGCAGAGAAUGAACGAAAAGCUUGAAGAACUGAAAGCUCAAUGGAUGAGAGAUUUGGAUGAGAAAGAGGAAAAAGAGGCAAUUUCUGACUUUCUGCGGAAGGAAAGAACGAGGAUCAAUAAAAUUCAUGAAAUCAAAGAACUGUUGGAAAAUUGCAGCAUCGAAUCUGCAGUAAAAGAAUUCUCAAAAACGCUUUCGAAAGAGCUGACACGUGAGGCGAAACAGGAGUUGAGUCAGAAAGUUACGAACAUGGUAAUGGAUCGAUUGUCCUACUUAAAAGCAUCUAACUUGCCAAAAAUCUUGGAUGACUAUCGAGUAAUUCAUGGAGACAAAUUGGAGAACCACUUUAUCCGAUUUGAUAAAGUCCCAGAUUCUCACGUUCUGGAAGGAAUAAAACUUGAAACGGAGGAUGAAUUGAAGGCUGAAUUGAGAUCACUUCAGUUUAAAAUAGACGAAGAAGCGAUUAUUCUACAAAGAUUUGAAGAAAAGUUGCAGACAUCGACUAGCACUUUUCUUCAGCAUAAGCAAACGAUCUUGGAUCAGAGAAACAACUUUGAAAAGCUGAAGAGACAACAAGUUGAAGUGUUUGAUAACGGUGGUGAAGAAUCUCGGGCAUUUGAUGCAGCUGAACGAGAAUUUCUAGCGCAGAGUUCCUGCUUUGACCGGGCCAUAUUAAUGAAAGAGAAAUCACGAUCACGCUUGGUUUUUGCCGAAUACCUCCAGUCACAAGAGCCUGUGAAUGAGCAGCGAGAGUUCUACUCUAAAAGUUUAGCUGCAAAGAUUGAGGCAUUGAUUGCUCAACAUUUGGCCAGAAAUACUUCAACGUCUCCUGUUCCAUCAAACCAACAAGAAACUCAGCCAAAGGUGAGAAAGUCAAGCAUCAGGAAGAGGAUUCGGGGAAAGCGAAGGAUCUGGAAGAGGAUACGGCGAUUUUUACUUGGAUGCUUCUGCUGUCGA